GUGCAAAACGUGGACAACUCUGUUAUAAUCGAUACGUCUCGCACGAUAAGACUAUUUAACAGACUGUUAUUUAUAAUCUUAUGCAUUACAAAACGUGAUACGGGAGAUUAAAGAAUUUUGACUUGUAGCAUUUUCGUACUCCAUUCUUUUCUACUAAAAUAUUUAUUCGUUCUUUACACCGGAAAACGAGAAAAAUUUAGUCAACUGUGCGCUGUUGAGGAUAAAGUGUCUCUUUGAAAAUUAUGGAGUUUGUCUGGAAUUAUUAUUACAGCAUUACGAAAAGAAUGCUAUCAUUGGUUGGUCAGUGGCCCUAUCAGAAGAGAAAAGAGAGAUUGCCUCGAAUGACAAUAGUAUUCUUGACUGAACUUUCCGUGCUGGUUACGCAGGUGGGAAGAUUCAUUCAAUGUGGUAAAAACCUGCAAUGCAUCUUAAUAGGUAUACCGACGUAUCUUCUGCACACUGUGAUUACGGUGAAGUUACUCACAUGUCAAUUUUAUAGUAGCAAAAUUAAAUAUCUUACUGAUCAACUAUAUAACGAUUGGAAAAAUUUGAAAAGUCAGGAAGAAUACGAAAUUAUGAAAACAUAUGGAGCAAGAGCGAGAUUGAUUUCUUUGAUUUAUUCGUGUAAGAUAAAAUGUGUUUCCUAGAUCCAUUAUCCAAAUUAUCAGUGCGCAUUAUUUUACGUAUAUAUUAAUCAUCAGUUAACUAUUAUUCUGCACAAGAAUAUCUUUUAGCGAGAUAUACCCUCCCAAAAACUCAAAAAUAAAUUUUCGAGUAU
This is a messenger RNA of Camponotus floridanus (Florida carpenter ant), 778 nucleotides long. RefSeq lists its product as uncharacterized. Bases 243 to 647 code for a protein of 134 amino acids. The transcript has 3 exons. Lineage: Eukaryota; Metazoa; Arthropoda; Insecta; Hymenoptera; Formicidae. The record is from RefSeq and is a predicted model, not a curated record.